AUGGCAGAGUCCAACGGUUCUGCUGCUGCAGGCCACCGGCCACGGCGAAGUAGCUCGAUCGCAAAUCAUAGGGGAACAAGUCGCCAUGGGCUUUACAGAAGAGAUUCCAAUGUGUCCACCACAAGCUUCAUGGACGAUGUUGAGAUGGCACAUGAUGAGAUGUUUUCGGGUGCUGUUUCUGAAUCAGUACCCUCUAGCAUUGCAUCCUUCGCACAUCGACGGUCACGAGCAGAUUCCACCGCAAGUUUCACCUAUUAUCAAGAAAACGAGGACGAUGAGCUCUUACGAAGUACCGAGGACGAAGACGAUAGCGCUAUAAUAGAUGAGGAAGACGACAUUCAAUUUCAAGAGGAAGAUUCGGACCUAGAAGCUGCCGGGUUGGCUAUGAGAAGGACGUCAACCAUAGAAUCCAGAAAUUCCGUGCACGAUCGAUUAUUACGCAGUGACAGUGCAAGAACAGAUGGGAGCAAUCUUGGACAAGGUCAUCGAACGAAUCAAAAAAUAUACAUCAUCACAGAGGACCUUACUAUAGUAGUCGCUGGUUUUCGAACAAGUACUUUUGGAUUCGCGCUAUACUUGGCCAUCUGUAUACUUUCCUUUGGUCUUGGUUAUCUUUUACUACGAUGGUUGCCGCGCUGGCAAGUCCGGAUCAUUGGUACUCCAUCGCCGCUGAGAGAAUGUGCUUGGGUUGUCAUUGAAAACCAAUGGGGAGAAUUUGUUGUCCAAGAUGUCGAAUCAAAGGAAUACGGGCGCUCUCUUUCUACAGUCUUCGGGCUAUCAGAAAAGAAAUACAUGUCUUAUGAUUAUGACGACGACCCAAUUUUGGACAACUUGCGUAUUCUUGACUAUCGUUAUAUGCGGUUCUCAUUCAAUCCUUUAAAGGAUAGAUUCGUCCUUUGUAAUAGCUGGAAAGAUCCAGCAUGGACCGACGUAAAAUCCAUUCGUUCUGGGAUCAGUGGAGAGGAAAAGGAAAAUAGAGAACUAGUUUUUGGAAAUAACAUGAUCGAUAUCAAACAGAAGACUGUUCCUCAACUUCUUGUGGACGAGGCAUUCCACCCGUUCUACGUUUUCCAAGUUGCCAGUCUUUUUCUGUGGUCAAUGGAUCAGUACUAUUACUACGCUGCGUGUAUUUUUGUCAUAUCCGCUGUGAGCAUUACUACUACACUUCUAGAGACUAAAUCGACAAUGAAACGAUUGAGAGAGAUUUCAAAAUUUGAAUGUGACGUUCGUGUACUGCGCAAUUCCUUCUGGCGUUAUGUUCCAUCAAGUGAACUUGUUCCUGGAGAUGUUUACGAGGUCACGGAUCCUGCCUUAGGACAGUUUCCCUGUGAUAGUCUAUUACUGGCUGGCGAUUGCAUUGCGAGUCCGUUUCCUGUCUCUAAAGUACCUGCCACUGAUGAAUCUUUGCGGCUUCUCAACCUAUCUGCUUCAUCCGUAGCACCGGAGCUCGCGAAACAUUUUUUGUUCUGUGGGACUAAGAUCAUCAGGGCACGCCGUCCUCAUGAUGAUAACGAUGGUGAGGCAGUUGGUCUCGCUAUGGCUGUCCGGACAGGCUUCAAUACUACAAAAGGUGCAUUGGUUCGGUCCAUGCUCUUCCCAAAACCUUCAGGAUUCAAGUUUUACCGAGAUUCCUUCCGGUACAUAUCUGUCAUGGGCGGUAUUGCGAUGCUAGGAUUUGUUGCAUCGUUCAUAAACUUUGUACACUUGAAUUUGGCGUGGCACUUGAUUGUUGUCAGAGCUCUGGAUCUGAUCACAAUUGUAGUUCCACCAGCUUUGCCUGCUACACUUACUAUUGGAACCAAUUUCGCCCUCGGGCGCCUUAGAAAGAAGCAGAUAUUUUGUAUCAGUCCUCAAAGAGUGAAUGUCGGUGGAAAGCUCGACAUCGUAUGUUUCGACAAAACUGGAACAUUGACUGAGGAUGGUCUAGAUGUGCUUGGAAUUAGAGCUGUACAUCAGCCCGCAAAUAGAUUCAGUGAUAUUCUCACUGAUGCAACAUCCUUGUUACCCGGGGCGGCUUACGAACGUGACCCGACAGUUGAUUACAACAUCCACAAAGCCAUACUCUACACAAUGGCAACAUGUCAUUCGCUUCGAGUCGUCGAUGAUGAACUUAUGGGCGACCCACUGGAUCUGAAAAUGUUUGACUUCACUGGUUGGUCUUUUGAGGAAGGCCAACACAAUUCCGGCGAUACCGAUGAUGAGGAUUCGGGAGGAUUGUCACCUUCAAUUGCACGACCCCCGGCGGGCAUGGAAUACGAUUUAGAUGAUCAAGACAACGCCACUAACUCUCCUAUUGAACUUGGCGUUCUCAAAUCCUUCGAAUUUGUCUCCCAGCUUCGUCGAGCCAGUGUAAUCGCCCGGAACUUUGGGUCCCAAGGGUGUGACAUCUAUGUAAAGGGUGCCCCUGAAUGUAUGAAAGAUAUUUGUAAAGCGGAAAGCUUUCCCAGUGAUUUCGAGGAUCUUCUUGCGUAUUAUACCCAUAGAGGCUUUCGUGUCAUUGCUUGUGCCACGAAACAUAUCAAGAAGCUUAACUGGGUGAAGAUGCAGAAGAUGAGCCGCGAAGACACUGAAUCGGAACUGAACUUCAUUGGGUUCAUUAUUUUUGAGAACAAACUCAAGCCGAGUACAGCUGGUGUGUUGGACGAAUUGACUGAAGCUGGUAUUAGGAAGGUUAUGUGCACGGGCGACAAUAUCUUGACAGCCAUCAGUGUCGCCCGAGAAUGCAAUCUCAUCGACAAGACCGCUCAUUGUUUUGUACCCCAUUUUGCAGAAGGAAACUCGCUAGAUCCCAAAGCUCGAUUGUCAUGGGAAAGCAUUGACAAUGGCAUUUAUAAACUCGACAAUGAAACUUUGACUCCACUUCCUCCGCCAGUAGAGGGCGAUGCGUCUUUGCCUUACGAUAUAUCUAAUCUAAGGAAUUACUCUUUAGCCGUGAGCGGAGAUGUCUUCCGCUGGGUUGUUGAUUUUGCGCCUCCAGUCGUUCUACAGAGAAUGUUAGUCUGUGGCCAAGUAUUUGCGCGGAUGUCGCCCGACGAGAAGCAUGAGCUAGUGGAGAAACUACAAAGUAUUGAUUACUGCUGCGGAUUUUGUGGCGAUGGCGCGAACGAUUGUGGUGCUUUGAAAGCCGCAGACGUCGGCAUCUCAUUGUCUGAAGCAGAAGCCUCCGUCGCUGCGCCAUUCACCAGCCGAGUAUUCGACAUUACCUGCGUUCCUGAAGUUAUACGUGAGGGCCGAGCGGCUCUAGUGACCAGCUUCAGCUGUUUCAAAUACAUGAGUCUGUACUCGGCCAUUCAAUUCACAUCUGUGAGCUUCUUAUACGCAUCUGCAUCAAACCUCGGGGACUUUCAAUUUCUCUUUAUUGAUCUAAUACUAAUUUUACCUAUCGCCAUCUUCAUGGGAUGGACUGGACCUUUCCCUACUCUAUGCCAGAAACGUCCUACAGCCAAUCUUGUAUCAAGGAAGGUCUUGACGCCACUCCUAGGUCAAAUUGCCAUUUGUAUCCUCAUUCAGGCCAUUGCAUUUCAAGCAGUGCGUCAACAGCCUUGGUUCAUUCCUCCCCACCUCAACAAGGAUGAAUCUAACAUUGAAAACUCCGAAAACACUACACUGUUCUUGGUAUCUUGCUUCGAAUACAUUUUUUCUGGAAUCGUCCUCAGCGUGGGGAAGCCUUUCCGUCAGUCCAUGGCACAUAAUCUGCCUUUUGUCGUCACGAUUGUCGUAGCAUUACUAUUCUCACUGUAUAUGCUCUUUGAUCCUUCACAAUGGUUGGCGAAUUUCAUGCAGCUUACCGAAAUGAGCUGGGACUUCGAGGUCUUUAUCCUGUUUCUAGGUAUUGGAUAUAUCUCGCUGGCAUGGACAUCUGAAAAUUAUCUGCUACCGAGACUUGGAAAAUAUUUGGGUAUUUUGAAGACGUCAAUCAGCCGGAAGCCUAAGCAGAGGAAGACAUACAAGUUGGUGUUGGAGGAGAUGCGCUUGAGUUCAAUGCAAUAA
Botrytis sinoallii is the source of this 3990-nucleotide messenger RNA. RefSeq lists its product as uncharacterized. Gene Ontology annotation, cellular component: membrane. The record is from RefSeq and is a predicted model, not a curated record. Bases 1 to 3990 code for a protein of 1329 amino acids. Gene Ontology annotation, biological process: intracellular calcium ion homeostasis. NCBI's taxonomy places the organism in Eukaryota, Fungi, Ascomycota, Leotiomycetes, Helotiales, Sclerotiniaceae. The transcript is spliced from 8 exons. Gene Ontology annotation, molecular function: P-type ion transporter activity; ATPase-coupled monoatomic cation transmembrane transporter activity; ATP binding.